AUGGGAUUACAGAAUAGGCCGGUGAAUGCGCAAAUCAUAUCGGCGCACGGCGGCGACGGGGGAGAUGGGGAUGUACGGGAUGGCGAUGGUGGGAUGGGUAGGUGCUUGGGGGGCUGCGAUGAGUUGCGGAGGCCCUUGGCAGGCCGGAAGACAGUUUGUGAUCUGAGUCAGUAUGUGCAUCGCCGUAUUGGAGGUCGGUGUGUGUCUAAGGGAAGCCAGGAUGAACGGGAGGAUAGGUGUUAUGCCCUGGGUCGGGGGGUCGGUGGUGGUGGUGACGGGCAUCUGGGUGGAUGCUACAUGAUGGAAAGAAGUGGUAUGGCAGACGGUGCGGGUGCGAAGGUUCUGAGUGGGGGCGGCGGUGUUGAUGAGGGCAGUGGGCUGGCGAUGCUGCCGAUCAUGAGAACAGUCAGCGGUGUUUCUGCUGGGAAGGUGCAGGAGAAGCCGCAGGAGGAGCAGCAGCCCCAGCUGGUGUUUGGCUCGCGUUGUAAUUUUAACAGAGAGAGGUAUUCGGCGCCGUCUUUGUAUGGUGCUGGUAGCGGCUUUGGAUCUGUAUUAUCUAGGCGGGCUACUACGCCUAUGCUUGUGUCGACUUACAUGGACGACGGGGGAGUUUCGUUGGUGUCGUCGGCGGACGAGAGCGAUGGCUCUCCACCUAAUAGUGCAGGUUCAGCUGGCUUGGAAGAGACUGUUGUCCUGUCGUCGCCGUGUUCAAGACAUCAUCAUAGAAGAAACUCAAUAGCUGUGAAAUUCGCGAAACGCUGUCCUCAAUCACACUGA
This is a messenger RNA of Eremothecium cymbalariae DBVPG#7215, 777 nucleotides long. RefSeq lists its product as uncharacterized. The coding region runs from base 1 to 777 and encodes 258 amino acids. The record is from RefSeq and is a predicted model, not a curated record. Lineage: Eukaryota; Fungi; Ascomycota; Saccharomycetes; Saccharomycetales; Saccharomycetaceae. The transcript has a single exon.